GGCGGCAGUGGAAGACGGGAGGGAGGGUGCAUGCCGUGUGGCCAGUCGACUCGUGACCUCUGAAGGGUGUGCCGAGGCGUGCUGCUGCCGCGCCCACACACCCCCGCACGCCUGCCGCCCAUGCCCCUUCUUGGCUGCCUGCCUGCACCUCCUGCCGUGAUCGGUGCCGAGCGUUCUGAGUGCUGAGUGGACAUGGCCUGCUGACGAGGCUGUGCGCGCGGGAAGUCAGUUAUUUUUUCGCAUUCAAAUCGCGGUGAGGGUUCUAGUAGAUGCUAAGCUUGGUGCGGCGAUGCAGGCCGUGAUGUAGCACCGACGCGGGCCCACAAGAGUACUGUUGUGAAGAGAUCGUGACCUGUAGAGAGAGACACCGCUGGGACGCGCGCGGAGACGAUGACGGGCGUGACACCCCCACUGAGACCGUGCGUGAGGGGAGCAGCGAGGCGCCCUGUGGUGAUCUUCGUAUUAGCCUGUGUCCUGGUAACUCUGCCCGCCCUUAACGCCGUGAACUACAAGAAUGAUCGCUUCAAUGAGUUCCUUAACUACGGGAAGAAAGUUGUCAAGCCCGGGGAGGAGAUUGGCAAUGAAAUUAUCAAGUCCAAGGUGGAGGUGCUCGGGGAACUCUUCAAGCAGCACGUGCACGGCCUUCGUCAGUAUCCCAAUCAACGCAUUGAACUCGUCUUCUUGGUGGAUGCCUCGGCUUCAGUUGGGGCGGAAAACUUCUUCAAUGAGAUCAAGUUCGUCAAAAAACUCUUAGCGGACUUCGCCGUCUCCUAUAACCAGACGAGGGUGGCUGUCAUCACCUUCUCCAGCAAACACAAGGUAAUUCGUCAUAUUGACCACGUGACUCAGGCCUCAGAACAAAACCACAAAUGUUCACUGAUGGAGAGGGAGCUUCCGAGGAUCAGAUACUCCGGGGGCGGCACCUACACCCUUGGGGCACUCCUUGAGGCUCAGAGCAUCAUUGCCCUUGCCAGACCUGAUGCUAUGAAGGCAGUCUUCUUGGUGACUGAUGGCUACAGUAAUGGUGGGGACCCCAGGCCUGCUGCUGCCUUCCUGCAAGCCAGAGGGGUCCGGAUAUUUACGUUUGGCAUCCGGAAUGGCAAUGUCAAGGAGCUUUAUGACAUGGCCUCUGUCCCGAAGGAGGAACACUCAUACAUCCUUGAUUCCUUUGAGGAAUUUGAGGCAUUAGCAAGGAGAGCACUGCAUAAGGAUCUGCACAGCGGUGUAUACAUGGAGCAGGACAGACGUGCAUGCCUCAAGCUGUGCCAGGGUGGAGAGCUGAACAACUGUUGUGACAUCUAUGCUUCUUGUACCUGUGGCACUCACACGGGCCACUAUGCCUGUGCCUGCCGUGAGGGCUACUAUGGCACAGGUCUGCGUGGUGACUGCAGGGCAUGUCCAGCUGGCACGUACAAGAACACACAGACCCCUGGGGAUGUGUCCACCUGCCUGCCGUGUCCAGACCCCAAUAUGCUGAGCUCCUCAGGGUCCACCUCUCGCCACCAGUGCUACUGUAAACGUGGCUACACUCAGAUUGGAAUGAAGUGCACCAUGAUGCAGUGCCCAGUACUCAAGCCACCUCAGAAUGGAUAUUUUGUGCGCAAGACAUGUGGCAAUGUGGUGAAUGCAGCUUGUGGCAUCCGCUGCAAAUCUGGCUACACACUGCAGGGCUCCUCCAUCAGGCUGUGUGGCGAGGAUGGGGUCUGGAGCGGUGGUGAUGCACAUUGUGUCAUGAAAUCAUGCCAGGAGCUCCAUGCCCCUGCCAAUGGGACUGUGCAGUGCUCCCAGGACCAGCCCACCAUAGACACUGAGUGCACCUUUGCUUGUGAUCCCGGGUUCCAGCUGGUGGGCUCACAGGUCAGGACUUGCUUGCCAGUAGCUAUGUGGGACGGCAUCCCUGCCUAUUGCAAACCAAUCUUCUGUCCCAGCCUGCCACCUCUUCAUCAUGGGAGAGUCAGCCCAGCCUCCUGCUCAUCCCCCAGACCCAAGUAUGGCAUCAACUGUGAAUACACAUGUAACCCAGGCCACCAGUUGACUGGGCCAAGGAGUACCAGUUGUGUCAGCCUUGGUGUAUGGUCUGCUAGGGGCAAGACCACCAGAUGUGUUGAUGUGACCCCGCCUGUCAUCCAGUGUCCUGCCAACAAAACGGUGGCCACAGAGCCCCAUGAGAGCUAUGCCUUGGUCCGCUGGGAUGGCCCACACAUCACAGACAACGCAGGGGAUCAGUAUGUGGGAGUGGCGUCCAUUCCUGUGACCACCCAGCCCAUGAAGCUCUCCAUUGGAACACACACAAUCACUUACCUGGCCAAGGACAAGAUGGGCAACAGAGCCUCAUGCAAGUUCUCCAUCACAGUUUUGGAUGAGGAGGCCCCAAGGGUGGACUGGUGUGAGUCACCACCCAUCUUCCUUUCCCAUGAAGAGGAUGUUGAUGUGUAUUGGGAGGAGCCAAUCUUCUCAGACAAUUCAGGCAAGGAGGUCCAGGUUACUAGGUCGUUAGACCCAGGACGGUUCCCUCAAGGUGACACGCUGGUGGAGUACCUGGCUGUGGAUGAGGCAGGAAACACAGCUGUAUGCAACAUCACCAUCACUGUGCAGAAGCAUGCCUGCCAACUGCCAGUAGAUCCCAUCAAUGGUGCUGCCAACUGUACUGAGAACCCGUCUGCCAUCUUCUGCACCCUCACAUGUUAUGAUGGCUAUGCCUUUGCCAUGAGGCCACAGCAGGAUUACUUCUGUGCCUAUGAUGGUGUUUGGCUCCCAGAUGACAACCCAAUUCCAUUCCCAGACUGUUCAGUGACGUCAGUGUCAAACAGCAUUGCUCAGGAAGGAGAACUAGCACUGGAGGAUGAUGGCUCUGUGUGUGAUGACAUCUUCCUUAUGGGACAGGUGGAGAACCAGCUGGAACAGAGACUAGAGGAGGCCCUGAACUCAAUGUGCAAUGAGGAUGUGGUGUGUGAGGUGGCAGCAGUGGAGGCAGUGUGUGAAGAAAUUCUAUCUGAGGCAGAAGAAGAAUUCAACUCAGUUGACUUCUUCAGGAGAAAACGGUCCAUUCCCAUACCUUUUGUCCUUGACGAAUCCCUGGAGCCUGGCUGGAAGUACUGGAUCCGAGACAGUGCCAAUACUCAGGUCAAGAGGGUCAGAAGAGGAGCUCUGGAAUUCAUCAACCGUGAGGACCUGGAAGUCUUAACACGACACAAGAGACAGUUUGGAUUCUCGCUGGACCACAUUUUCCUUGGUGAAGGUCAGACCACCACCACUCCCUCUCCCAUGGUGCAGGAGACUGACAGCAACAAGAUUGGUCCGCUCAUUGAUAUUGUGUCGCGGUCUAUGGGGUCUGAUAUUGGUUCAGUCCAGUUUGCCUCCUUCCUGGCUAACCUCAAGGCACAGAAUGGUGCAUUCUCCUCUGAGGACUUCCUGACAGCCUUUUCUGAGAAAUUUGGUGAACAGAAACUUAGAGCCUUGCAAGAGCUGGCUGGAGGAAAGUUUGGAGUUACUAGUUUCUCGACAAAUUCCUCUUCCUCCUUCUCUUCCUCCUUUUCUUCCUCCUCUUCUUCUAUCACAAGUAGCCAGAGUGUGGAGUCUGGUUCCCCUGAUGAUCUCCAGCAGCUUCCAAGUAUUACAAAAAAGGCCUUCAAGCUGCAGUUCAAAGUACAAGGUCAUGGGUCAGGGGCUUCCAACCAGCUUCAGGAGGCCCUUGGAGAGCUACUGCAGGCUGCUGAGUCAGGACAGCUCGACCUGGACUAUGGAGAGCAGCAGUUACGUGUGGCAGUGAUCCGUCUGAGGGAAGACAUAGAAUAUGUGUGUGAGGCUGGCAGUAUUCCAAGAGAAGGGGGCAGGUGUGUGAAGUGUCCUGUGGGAACCUUCUUCAAUGUCAUCUUGCGGGAGUGCCAGCCAUGUCCCCAGGGAUCCUUCCAGCCAGAGGAAGGCCAGGUGUCUUGCCUUGUGUGUCCUGCCAACACUUCCACCAAGGCCAGCAAUGCCAAGAGUGGUGCUGAUUGCAAAGCUCAUUGUUUGCCUGGAACAUUUUCUGAGGAUGGCCUUGAGCCGUGCACCACCUGUGAGUUAGGCCAGUACCAGGAUGAAUACUCCUCACUCUCCUGUGCCAGCUGUCCCCAUGGCACCACCACCUGGCGCCGUGGCACCUGGGUCAUUGACGAGUGUCGCCCGAUGUGCCUUCCUGGGCAGGUAUCAAACACAGGGCUGGAACCUUGCUACCAUUGUCCCCGUGGGCACUUCCAGGAACAGGAGGGACAGAAGGAGUGUCUCAGAUGUCCAGGAGGAGGCAGCACCCCGGACCGUGGCACUGCCUCCAUGUACCAGUGUGAUGGAGUGUCCCCAGAUGACCAGGCUGUGUACAACACUCUAGAGACAGUGCCCAUCAAUGACUGCUUCAGUGAACCCUGCCUUAACUCAGCCACUUGUGUUUCCAUGACUUCUGGUUAUGCGUGUGAGUGCUCAUCCGGCUUCUCAGGUGAACAAUGCCAGACUGAGGUCAAUGAGUGUGAGAGUGAACCGUGCUUGUACAAUGGCACCUGCACUGACCAGCUCAACAGCUUCCACUGCAACUGUCUGCCUGGCUUCACAGGGCCUCAGUGUGAGGUAAACAUUGAUGAGUGUGACUCUGACCCCUGCCAGAAUGGUGCUGCUUGUGUUGACCUCAUAAAUGCCUUCAAGUGUGUCUGUGAGUCAGGAUACACAGGUGAGGUGUGUGACAUAGACAUAGAUGAGUGUGCUGCAAAUCCCUGUGCUGAGGGUGCCACUUGUCAGGACCUCCUUAAUGACUUCACCUGCCUCUGUCCUCCGGGAGAUACUGGUCGCUUCUGUGAGACUCACAUCAAUGAGUGUGAGUCAUCGCCUUGCCUCCAUGGCUUGUGCCUGGACCAAGUCAAUGAGUUCAAGUGUGUGUGUGAACCAGGAUACACUGGAACCACCUGUGAAGAGGACAUAAAUGAGUGUGCCUCUCAGCCAUGCCAGAAUGGUGCCACAUGUCUUGAUGAAAUCAGUGCAUUCUCCUGCACCUGUCCACCUGGGUUCUCUGGUACACUGUGUGAGAAUGAAAUCUCCACUGAUUUCUUCUUGGAGUUCCCCUCAUCUGGCAUCCUAGACUAUGUGUCUCUGGAAGGCUUCUCACAAUCUUUGGACAGUUUUUCUUUGUGUUUAUGGAUGAAGACUGAUGACCUGAACAAUUACGGCACACCUUUCAGCUACGCCACAGAUUCUCAUGAUAAUGCACUCACUCUCACAGACUACAGUGGGUUUGUGCUGUAUGUGAAUGGUGACAAGCAGAUCACUGACGUGCGGAUCAAUGAUGGCUUGUGGCACCAUGUAUGUGUCACCUGGACUUCAGCUGAUGGUGCCUGGAUCGUCUACCUUGAUGGAAUCCUGAUUGACAGUGGCACUGGUCUAGCAAAUGGCACUUCUAUUGAAGGGCAUGGUGUGCUGGUGCUGGGGCAGGAGCAGGACCAGCGGGGUGGUGGGUACAGCCCCCAGGAGAGCUAUGUGGGCCAGCUCACUCAUGUCAACUUGUGGGCUGAGGUGCUCCCCUAUCACCAGGUCCGCCACAUUUUCCACCAAUGUGAACGAUAUGUCGGGUCAGUGGUCGGCUGGCCAGACUUCCAGUGGGGCAUCAAGGGCCAGGUUAUGGCUCAAGUGUCAACAUUCUGCCGGGGUUGUGGUGUGCCCCGAGUACCUCAGGAUGGCACCCUGACUAGAAAUGGGACACAGGCAGGAGACAUUGCCACAGUCAGCUGCAAUGAAGGCUUCAAGCGAUACCAAGGUGAUAGGGAGCGGACCUGUCUGGUGUAUGGCAGCUGGUCGGGGGAAGAGCCAGAGUGCCGAGCUGUGUCAUGUGGCUUCCCUGGACAUCUGACCAAUGGGUAUGUUGAGGGGAGAAGUUACAAGUAUGGAGACACUGUUGUGUUUACCUGCAAUCCUGGGUUUAUGCUUAUAGGGGAGGACAGGAGCAUUUGUCAAGCUGAUGGCAAGUGGAGCAAUGAGCUUCCAAAGUGUGACGUGAUCAUGUGUCCAAACCUGAGUGCUGGGCCUCAUGGGCAGGUUACUACUAGGAUUGGGGAAUACUUGCCCACCAAUGAGAUCAAGUUCCAGUGUGAGGAGGGCUAUCAGAUGGAUGGACCCAGCACUCUCGUCUGUGGUGGGGAUGGUGAGUGGAAUGGUGAGGCCCCACAGUGCCAGUCCAGAACAUGUGGUGAGAUUCCCAGUAUUUCCCAUGGGUACAUUGAGGAAGGAUGGGCAGAGGUGAGGCCAGGGGAGCAGGUAGUGGUGAGAUGUGAGCCAGGCUACAAGUUGAGAGGUGAUCCUUUCAUUACUUGUCAAGAAGAUUCCACUUGGUCCGUCCCGCUGCCCAAGUGUACCGAGCCUAAGUGCCCCAAGCCACCACCAGUUGAGAAUGGUUUGGUAAAGGUACGUGCCUCAUGGAGUGAAGAUGGGACAACUGGCCAAGCUGCUGUGUACAAGUGCAAUCGUGGCUAUGAGUUGGUGGGGGCCAAGGCACUCAAUUGUGGUGAUGAUGAGCAGUGGGAUGGUCCAUGGUCCUCUUGCUUGCCUAUGCCAUGCCCUACUCCAGAGGUGCCACCCCAUGGCAUCUUGCCAGAGCGCGAUGUGUGGCGGGUUGAUGAUGUUGCAGAGUACAAGUGCCAGGAGGGCUUCAGCCUCCAUGGUGCUGCCUCUCGCACCUGCAUCAGUUAUGGGUUUGAAGCAGGAUGGGGAGGAGAUGUCCCUGAGUGUAGAGUCAUAAAGUGUCCUCCAGUUCCCAAACCCCAGUAUGGAAUUGUGUAUGUGUCCUAUCAUCCUCCUCCACCGCCCAGCACUGCCCUAUUCAACAUCCCUGUAGUUGAAUCAGAAGGUCUUGUGCCGAGAAACAAGAGGCAAACCAUUUUGUUUCCAGGUGAACAGGAAGACUACCCAGACUUCCCUGAGCCAGCUCAGUCAAAUGAUCUAGGUCAAGCAUAUUAUGGCCAGACUCAUGAUCCAGAUUAUUAUGGUCAAUCAACUGGUAUCUUCAGUCAGUCUUCUGAUGGCUUUGGUGAAUUUGGGCAAUCUUCUGAUGGCUUCAGUGAAUAUGGGCAAUACUUUGAUGUCAAUGACUUAAAUCAAGCAGAGGACAGUUUCACCAUCAGUAACACUAAUGGAGGCUUGACAAUUGGCCAGAAGCAGCAGCAGCAGGAAGUGAUUGAAGUGUUAGAGAAUAAUCUUUAUGAUACUGAGGUGGAGUAUGACUGUCAGCCUGGCUACAAGCUCAUUGGUGCUCGCCGCCGCCGUUGCACUGAGACUGGGGAGUGGGAUGCCCCUGAACCAAUCUGCUAUGAAGAGUAUUGCUCCACACUUCCUGUAGUGCCCAACAGCCACAUUGUUUACACUGGCUCGAGCGUAAAUAGUCGUGCAGAAUACGUAUGUAAUGAGGGCUACACAUUCGAGGGAGAUGAUUUUGAACUCUUAUGCCAGCCUGACAAAACAUGGCUAGGGGCCCUGCCAACCUGUCAAGUGAUGGACUGUGGCCAGCCUCUGCCAAUUGGCAAUGGCACUGUAGAAGUGUCAUCAACAACAUUUGGUUCUGUAGCAGUAUAUGAUUGUUACUUUGGUUUUGUCAUUGAAGGGAGCACCGAGCAGUACUGUGAUGGCUACGGAUUUUGGAAUGGAACUCGGCCACGAUGUGUGGCAGUUACAUGCACAGUGCCACCACUUAUAAUCAAUGGAUACAUAGCAUAUGAGGGUAAUAUGUAUGUUGAUUCCCAGAUUGAGUACGAGUGUCAAGAAUGCUAUAAACUAAAUGGCACUCGCUUCAGAACCUGCACAGUGGAUGGUCUCUGGACCCUGGAAGAACCUUCUUGUAACCUUAUCUACUGUGAACCCUUGCCAAGUAGCAUACCCAAUGGCCGAGUGAUUGGCAGUGAUAACGCCUGUGGAUCUCUUGUGGAGUAUGAGUGUUCAGCAGGAUAUGAACUGAAAGGCCGACAGAAAGCAACCUGUUUGGAAAAUGAAAUGUGGAGUUCUCCUUCUCCAACUUGUGAGAGGGUGAGCUGUGGUGCUCCACCACUCCUGGGUAAUGGUAGACUUGUUGGGGAGUCAUUCCUCUUCACUGACAAAAUCACAUAUGAGUGUGAUGAAGGGCAUCUGCUCAGGGGAAGCAGUGUUCGAGUUUGCCAGGCUAAUGCCACCUGGUCAGAUUCAUCAACACGUUGUGACAUUUUGAAUUGCACUACUCUGGAAGCACCAACUAAUGGAGUAGUUUAUGUGACUGAUGAGUCUUUUGGAUCUUAUGCAAGUGUGAGGUGCAUCCCUGGUUUUCGUGCUGUAGGGGAGACUACCCUUCUGUGUGAUGCAACAGGACAUUGGAAUAAAGACGUGCCUUACUGUGUCCCAGUCAAAUGCCCUCCUGCACCCAAGCCAUUGCAUGCUACAUACAACUCAAGUGAAACAGAGUUUACUGCCUUUACGACAUUGAGCUAUGAGUGUGAGGAAGGCUUCACCACAUCCUCUUGGAGCACACUGUUGACCUGUAGCUCUGAAGGUGAGUGGAGUGGAGAAGUAAUAGAGUGCAAUCCAAUUGUAUGUGGGGACCCUGGAACAUUGCCUCAUGGAUACAUCUCUGGCACUGAAUAUACAUUUGGCAAGGAGGUGAAAUUUUCAUGCAUGGAAGGUUAUAGGCUCCUAGGGGCACCUUCAGCUGAGUGCCAGGCUGAUGGCACAUGGAGCAACUAUGCUACAUCCUGCCUAAAAGUUACAUGUCCUGAACCAGAACAGAUUGAGUUUGGCAAUCUGGUGGCAGAUGAUGUUGAUGGCUCCUAUGGUACCUCAGUGACUUAUCAUUGCAAUGCUGGCUACUUAUUAAAGGGUCAAUCCAACCGGGUGUGUGGGGCUGAUGGUGUAUGGAUGGGAGGUACACCCACUUGCCAGCCAGUUACUUGUCCUGAACCCGAAGAGGCCUUGCAUGCAGCAGUGUCUGGGGAUGUUUAUGAGUACAGCCACAACAUUACCUAUACCUGCUAUCAGGGUUACUACAUGGUUGGAGAAGGUGUGUUGAAGUGUCAAGCUGAUGGGACUUGGUCUGGCAGAACUCCUAUCUGUGAAAUGAUCACCUGUCCAGCAUUACCUGAUAUUCCACAUGGAAACUGGACCAGGAAGAAGUUCAGUGAAUUCCCUAUCAAAACUGAGCCACAAGCAGAGGCAGUGGUGAGGAAUACAUUACCAGCACACAAGAGGGGUAAGAAAGGACAAAGAAGGAGCAAAGAACUUUCCCGUCUUCAAGGUCUCCUGGCAAAUCAGGAACAAGAAGCUUUGAUAUUUGAGUAUGGUGAAGAGGUGGAAAUUACAUGUAACAAUGGCUACUCUAUGGCCUCCAGUGGCUUACUGGUGUGCACAGAAAAUGGAUGGAGUGCCGAGAUCCCUCAGUGUCAUCCAGUAUCCUGUCCAAUCCCCAUAAAGAUUCGACAGGGUACUGUGACUGGUAAUGACUACUCUUUGGGUGCCACCAUCCACUAUGAGUGUGAUGAAGGCCAUGAACUCUUUGGGGUGGCCUCUCGAACUUGCCAAGAAAAUAAAGAGUGGACAGACAUUGAGCCAUAUUGUAGAAUCACAGAGUGCCCAAGACCGGCUCACCUAGAGAAUGGACAGACACUUGGGGACAGCAUCACAUACCAGUCAGUGCUGAGCUACAUGUGUGACUCAGGCUUCAGGCUGGAGGGAGUGGAGACCAGGACCUGCCAGAGUAAUGGGUAUUGGAGUGGGGAGCAGCCGGUGUGUGUGGAGCUGUUCUGUGACAUACCAGCUGAGGUUCCUCAUGCUAUUAGGGACAUUGUGGACCUCAAGGUUGGAGGCACAGUGCGCUAUGACUGUGUUGAGGGAUACCACAUGCAGGGCCAGGCUGUUCUCAACUGUGUGCAGGAAGGACGCUGGGAUGCCAUACACCCUCGCUGCAUCCAAGUUGACUGUGGGCCACCACCCUUGGGAGACAAUGUGGUGGUGGAAGGCAACAGCACCACCUAUGGAUCCCAGGUAACAUUCCAGUGUGAGCGAGGCUAUCGUCUGGAAGGGCCAGAAUGGAGUACCUGCGUACAGUCUGGAAGAUGGACGGCUAAUGCACCUAUGUGUGAGCCUGUCCUGUGCCCUGAUCCUGCAUCUAUUCCAAAUGGAUACCUUGUGGAGGAAGAAGAGACUGCUGUAGAAGAGAAAGUUGAGCAAGAUGUGGAUGAUGAAGUUGAAACCUUUAGUUUGUUCCCACAACAACAUCGGGAACCAAAGAACAAGAAAAAAGGCAAAAAGGGUAAAAAAAAGAAGAACAAGAAGCUAAGUAGGAUGGUGCAAAAAGAAUACAGAGUAGAUGAUGAAGUCACUUGGGCCUGUGAUGAAGGUUUUGAAGCCAAGGGAUUGACAAAGGCUGUGUGUCUUGAGUCUGGAAGAUGGUCGACUGAACCUCCUCGUUGCCGACGCGUGUCCUGUGGGCCUCCAAGUCUACCUGAUAAUGCUGUUGUUGAUGCUGUGACCUUUGUCUAUGGGAGUGCCGCCAACUAUACCUGUCGUGAUGGAUAUGUCAUGCAGGGAGAAGGAGUGCUUCGGUGUGAAGCUGAUGGGACCUGGAGCUCCGAGGCACCCACCUGCGCUCCAGUGCUUUGUGGACAUCCCUCCAAUCCUCUCAAUAUCAGUACACACUUCACUGUGGCAGAGCAUGGCCUGAAGUAUGGCUACAGCUCCACCGUGACUUAUUCCUGUGCUCCUGGCUAUGAGCUUCAAGGAGGAGAGUAUCAGGUGUGUGAGGCAGACGGGACAUGGCGUGGUGAUGCCCCAGUCUGUGUGGAAAUGAUCUGUGACACUCUUCCCAUCCUGCCACAUGGUAAGGGGCUCCUGAAUGAGGGAAUAUGGCCCCUGGUUGCCAGUCUUACCUGUGAUUAUGGUUACAACCUGACUGGAGAUACCAUUGCCUUCUGCCAUCAGGGUCAAUGGAUGGAGUUCAAUACCACCUGUGAGCCAGUGAACUGCUUUGAGCCUGAAGUGCCACCUUAUGGCAAGAUCACGGCCAAGCACUUUAGUUUUGGAAGCAUUGCCAACUACUCCUGUAUGUACGGCUAUAUGUUGGUGGGUAACCCGUCUGUGGAGUGUGACGCUGACAGUACCUGGAAGGGCGAGAUCCCAGUGUGUUUGCCAGUUGACUGUGGUGGCCUAAAGGUUCCUAGCAAUGGAAGGCUGGACUACUUUUCUACUGUGCUGCACUCCAAGGCAUGGUAUUACUGUGAUGCAGGAUACCAGGUCUUUGGGGAAGCAGUCAGAACCUGCACUGCUAAUGCUACCUGGAGUGGAAAUGAUCCCCAGUGCUUCCGAAAGGAUUGCGGAGAGAUGAAGGCCCCCAAGAAUGGAUAUGCAAUGGGUAUUGGUACACAGUUUGGGGAGGAGGUCAGGUUCAGGUGUGAGGAAGGUUAUAUGCUUCAAGGAGAAGCUUUGGUCACUUGCCAGGUCUCGGGAGAAUGGUCGGCACUCACACCAACCUGCCAGCCUGUGAGUUGUGGACAGCCUCCUGCACCGCCCAACAUGGCCAGCCUGUCCUUCUCCUUCACCUCCCCCAAAGUGUACGAGGACCGAAUCUUCUACUCUUGUCUGGAUGGAUUUAUCAUGCGUGGUGACCUGAGCUCUACCUGCCAGAAGAAUGGCCAAUGGUCUCGUGUUAGAGGGAAAUGCUCCAAGGUGUCAUGUGGAAGACCAAGAGUGAACACUGAAGGCAUUGUGAUCAUUGGGAGGUCAUUCUACUACAAGGACAGAGUGAGGUAUCGCUGUCCUCCAGGCAAGGUUACCAAUGGAUCAUCAGUACUGACCUGCCUGGAUGAUGGGUCAUGGUCAGAAGUGCCAUCCUGUGUCUCAAACUGUGGGCGUCGCUGCCUCAACGGUGGUGUGUGUCUCACCAACCAUGUGUGUUCCUGUCGCCCGGGUUAUGUUGGGGACCACUGCCAGUAUGCUCAGUGUAUUGCGCCGUGUCUGAAUGGAGGUACCUGCAUUGCCCCAUACAAGUGCAGCUGCCAAGAUGGCUACACUGGCAACCGUUGCCAGACACCUCUUUGUCCGCUGCCGUGCCUGCAUGGUGGCGUCUGCACCGGUCCACACCGCUGCACCUGCCUUCCAGGAUAUACUGGGUACCGAUGUGAGAAGACUGUGUGUGAGGGUGGGUGUGGGUAUGGUGGCAAGUGCAUCGGCCCCAAUGUGUGUCACUGCACUGAUGGAAGCAUUGCACCAGCCUGCCAUGAUGACUAUGAGUAUGACUACAGCUAUUAUGGAGGCUAUGAUCAGGAUAGCACCAUCUUAGAAGUGCCAGACCUGGAGGAUGUGGCCUACAUCACAGCAGCCUAGUGUGGACCCUUCUCAUUGACUAGACCAUUGAAAUCGAUGGCAUUUAUUUAUUUAUAUACAAAAAAGGUAGGUUAGGUAAAGAAAAUAUAAGAGAUCUAAUGUUUAUGUAGUACAGUACAAGGACAAGCAAGAAAGAAAAUACACUUUGUGGUUAAUACUUUCUGAUGUUCCCCUUAGUGAAGACUGUAAGGCAUGGAAUGGAGAAAAGACUGAUUGAAGUGAAUUGUGAAGGCUACUGUGGGUGUGCUAUGCUGAGUGAGAAGACAACAUUAGACAUAAACAGUGUUCUCUGAUUUUCCCAGCUGAAUACACUCCAGGUUUCUCAUAGAACCAGGAUGUAUGACAAAGUUAAUGUUUAAUGAGGUGAGACACAAAAUGAAAAUAAUGAGGUCUAGGUGAAAUGGACCUAUUAUAUUUAUUAUGAAAUUUGUUUGAGAAUUACUAAGAUUGAGAUUAUAUACACAUGCAAUAAAUAUAAUGUAUGUGAAGAACCUAUACAUUUUCAUUUGCCAUUUUGUUACAAGUAUUUUGAUUUACAAGGGUGAUUUGAUCAAGAUUGUUGACAACUGUCAUUGUCCUUAUUGAGUUUCCUAUUUUAGUAAAAGAAAUCUUGAUGACUUUUAUAUUUCUGGAAUUAUUUGUAUAAAGAUAAAAAUUGCUACACUGACUGCCUCAUGGGCAAGAUAUGUCUGGAUAUAGAAAUUCUCAUUAUAUAGAAAAGGAGAAAAAAAAGAAAUAUCAUGUAUAUAUAGCAUUGAUAUGUAAUAAAAAACCCUAUGUAUAGUAGAGUAGUGAUUAGACAUUAUAGAGUAGCACAGUGAUGUGAUUUUUAUAAUGAACCAGAAUUUAUAACAGGAAAUGAUAAAGAUAUGUUUCAUGAAC
Molecule: messenger RNA, 13227 nt
Organism: Portunus trituberculatus (swimming crab)
Lineage: Eukaryota; Metazoa; Arthropoda; Malacostraca; Decapoda; Portunidae
Product: sushi, von Willebrand factor type A, EGF and pentraxin domain-containing protein 1-like
Exons: 52
Coding region: 391-12345 (3984 amino acids)
Molecular function (GO): calcium ion binding
Source: RefSeq, a predicted model, not a curated record